AGGCACACAAAAUACGUGAUGUGACCAUGGCAACCCAAAUGUUUUGAUUUUAGUACUUUUUGUUAACGAAAAACUAAAAGUGAGAAUUUGAAUUUUCGUGUAAUUCAUUAAAAAAUUAUUGGUUUUUUAAUUUUCACAUGAAAUAUUUUAUAAUGUAUAAAUAAUGGGUUUCAAAACAGAUUUAUCUCUUUAAUAAAAUAAAAAAAAACAAGGUUUAGUUUUUUCAAAAGACGACUGAUUAAAAAAAUCAGCACUACCCAUUUACCAAUAAACUCGCAUUAAAAUGUAAAAGAUAUUCAUUAGUUUGUAAUUCAAGUUAGUGCUAUUAAGCUUAAUUAACUGACGUAAUCAUCUAUGACUACCUCAUCGCAAUUACGUACCAUACGAAUCGACACAAAAAUUGGUCAUUAUACGUAUUAAAGCUUCCUACACUUAUCUGGGAUGCUUAAGUGUAUGUUAAACGAUGCGCUGAUGUAAUCGCCACAAUGAACGAUCCGUGGGAUGUCAAAUGUGUCCGACAAUCUGGCCAAUAUGUAUCGUGUAUUAAACUGAAUGGGGUGCCCCUUCUACCACCGGUUCUCUCCAAGGAAUGUCGCAAAGAAAUGCAGUAUUAUAAACUUUUAGCAAUAGAGGUUGAGAAAAGAAUUCAAGCACUAAAAACAUUUGUACUUGAAAGUGAUGACACAGAGUCUACUGAAGACAAGACAGAUGCCCCUGAACUUCCUGAGUCAGAACAAGAUGAUAUUUCAACUAGUGAUAAAAAAGAUUUCAAUUCUAAUUCAAUUAUCACGAAAGAUCUAGAAAAAAGUACCCUACAGGUAGAAUCUCCAGUCACAGAAUUAGAGAGUUUAUCUAAGACCCCAUCAAAAUUUAAAAUAGACCUAAGUUUAAGCAUUAAUGAAAACAAUGGUUUCCAAGAUACAAAUUCUAUUGAAGUUCCAGUCAGAGACUGUGAAUGUUCUAAAGAAAUGGAAAAUAUUGAUUCUAAGGUAGAUUCUUCUAAAGUAGUUGAGGAUAAACUUGUUUUUAGUGUCAGUGUAAAGAAAGAAGAACUAACUGAACCCCUUUCCAUUCAUCUUUAUGAAGAUGAUCCUCCAUCUCUUACUGCAAAAAGCUUUACAGGUUCUUUGAACAAUAUUCAUACAGAUAGUAAAGGUUGUGAUAGCAUUCCACUAUCUCGCCAAAGAUCUUACACAAUUUUAACACCCAGUCCUAUGCUGCUUGCUCAUUUAGAAAUCCAGUCUUUGAACACUGGAGUCGAAAUAAAUUCUAUAUCCAUGAGUGAGUCCACAUCCAACCUAUAUUCUCCAAAUAAAAAGCGAAGAAGUUGGGACUUGGAAUCUGCAAAAGUAAAGUGGUCAUCUAUGGCACUUGAAUUAAAGCAAAAGAACAUAAAGAUGGCUGGUACAAACCAGAAAGAUAUUACUAAACAAGCUAAAAAUACACCACCCUCUGCAUCAACACACUUAAGAGCACGGUCUCUUGCCCUGGAAAGUACAAAACGAGUUACUAAUACCUAUAAUCCUCCAAACCAAUCAGAACCCAUAACAAAACCAAAGAAAAGUCAGAGUCCAGUACGAAAAACUACUAUGAUGGGUAAAACUUGUAAAACCCCAGUUUUGAAAGUGAAUCCUAAAGAAAUAGAAAAGAAACAAACAGCACCAAAACCACUUGUAUCGGAGCCAGAAGACCCUGCAACUAGAGUCAGAGAACUUUAUGAAAAAAUACAAAAGCAGCAGCUUGCCCAAAUGGCUACUCUAGUGGAAAAACAGAAAAAAGAGCAAAUGCUUUUGCAACAAGUUUUUGAAGACCAGAACAAAAUGUUAUAUAAUCAACUACAGACUAUUUGCCCCAAACCUCUAAACGAUGUCAAGGAAGCAUGGGUUGAGAAAACAGAGAGGGGCCCUGUUAGUUUGAACCAAUUAAUCAAUCAUAGAAGCUCAGACUCUUGUGAAAGUCCUGUCCAAUCCACUAUUACAGAUACUAAUAACUAUUUAAAUCAGUGCGAUAAUGUUCUUAAAAAGUCAAGAGACAUAACAUCAAGUAUAAAGAAAGGAAAAGUUUGUGCGGUCAAUGAAAAAAGCCCACAGAAACCGACACAGAGCGUAAAAAGAAACCAGUCCCCUGUACGUAGAAAUGGUACUUCAAGAAAGCUAACAUACGACACGUCUUCUGAUCGUGAAUAUGAACUAAUUUUAACCGACCGUACGAACGAUACGAUGGCAGAUUUAAAUGUGACGUUUCCGUCAGACAAUAGUGACGAAUGUCCUUAUACUCCACCGAAAAUUACUAAAACUAACCACAAGAACGUUAGAACUACAGCGUUGCCUCUCGCGGAUCCCUGCAAGUCCACCGACAGAGCUAUUAAGAGCAUGGAGGAAACUAUACACAAUUCCAUAAAAAGUAUGUGUUCCAGAAGAGCGCCAAGUGUUUGCCGGCAGACGACCCCACAAGAGCGCGCAGCGGCAACAAAGAUCGUGGCGUAUGCCAAAGGUUUCCUCGUGCGCAGACUGAUGCGCACGGAACGAGUGCAAAGCACCGUUCAGACAAUCAAAGACGCGUUGCUAUGCGCGCUGCAGUUGCAUCAGGAUCGCGAGGGUAUCAGCGGGGCUGAUGUUGAUUUACAUAGGCGCUUGAUUCAGCAGAUAACAGCGGCGUGCUACUCUCUCCACGAUACAUUUAUAACGAGCACUGCUGCUGAGCGCUGCGCUAUGAUUUCGGCAGACCGUGGCCGAAGACGCUCACUAGCCAACCGCCCACAUAUAAGGCAACAUCGACCUACGGACCUAAUGUCACAAAGUCACUGCGGUGCGUUUCCCGCGCGCAGCAAGCGAUCGACGAACGCAUCGCUUAUGACUCAAUCCAAUUAUGAGACUUUUAGCGGCGAAAAGAGCAGCGUACGCCGCUAUAUGCCGAGCCCGCGACGUCGCCCGUGGCGCUGACCUUGUAUGCCCGCCUUUAUCACGCGAUGUUGGCUGUGUGAUUACACCUAAAGUGAUCCCUAAAAUUCUAAUGCGUCGUAGAAACGAUAAUGGUGGUAACGCCUUAAUUAUAUAAUUAAGGCGUUACCACCACAGAUUAUAUUAUAAUUAACAUAAAAGUAUCAUUUAGUGCAUGGUCUAUGGCAAACACAUCAGACAGAUUUAUUACCCAUGACAGAAUAUUUCGCGGCAAGUGUGACCCUCUAUUGCAAAUAUUUAAUUGUAGGGUAAUGACUUCUACAGACAGAUAGGUCACGUUUGCUGGAAAACAAUUGUCCACAGAUACAACACUUAAGAUCAUAAGCUAGGAUAUUGAAUUAAGAAGCGUAAUUGUGCUAUUCAGUUUAAAGAAAUUUUGCCAGAUUUCAAGGGAGAGAGAAUUUCAGAAAUUUGUAUGUUAUAAAACUAGUGUGGGGGUUUUACAUUUUUAUUUAAACAAAACAAUUACAUUUAAACCGACACUUAUUUAUUUAAAUUCACUUUAAAUGUUUACACAUUCUUGAGACAAUAAAUUAUGUGUUUGCACUCUUUUAAUAAGUUUAAAUGUAUCUAGCAAAUAAAUUUUUACCCGCUUCGUCUUAUGUACUGGGUAACUUAAACUUUGUUAAACACUUUAAUGAUAUAUAAAUUUACAUUUCAGAAAUAAAAUUCAAAUUAUGAGCUAACCUUAAUUUUAAUUACGAAUCAUGUUUAAUAUUUAACAUUGUGUAUGAUUGUAUUUAAAAUAACUAAGUAACGCGAGAAUUAAACUAAUUAAAUUCCAUUAACAUUACUCGACUUCCUGAUAUAAUUAUAGUUAAAGAAUCAUAUGGCUUUAAUAAUGUCUGUCAUAUUUUUAAAGAAUGUAAAUGGUAAACUUUGUUUCCAAAGGAAUUGCUACAGUAUUGUCCAUAGUUAUAAAGUACAAUAUAAACUGGAAAAGUACAAUCAAACAUUCUGAUUUUUAUACUUUUAUAGGACAAGUGUGGAAAAACACCCCGUAGAUGUAUUACGAAUACGUAGGGUAUUUAACGCGAUUGUUAUCUUUCCACACUUUUCUGCUGGAGUCACUCGUGAUACAGUGUGUGGACACUAUACACUAAAAGAUUGUAUUCCAUCCCGGUGGUAUUGAAAUUCCAGAUGGCUUUAGCUGGUGGCUUUGUAGGAAUGUCACGAAUGAUUUCUUUAGCGGGGUCUAUGCGGUGGUUGUGACGGCGCUCUCUGAGCAAGUUUGCUUUUAUUGCGAUUAGGUAUAAUUUACAAAUGUAGCCUUGUAGUUAUUUAUUUAGACGGUCGAAAUUUGGACUUACUUGUAUCGACGCAAAACUUUUUUGUCAAAACUUCUAGGCUUAACUUACUGGCUUCCAGGAAUACAGACAAAACAAAUUGAUAGUACAAAUCUGACAUUGACGAAUAAAGUCAAUAUUUCGCGUGACCGUUUAAUGCUGUAGAUCUUAACAAUAGUUUUAUAAGCGCAUGUAACUAGUCAAAUUUCAAAUAUCUUUUAAAAGUUAUGGCACAGAUGCUAAAUUUUCGAAAAGGUCACUAUAUUUUUCAUGUAACCCAUUUUACAAUAAAUAUUUGAAAAAUA
Messenger RNA from Pieris brassicae (large cabbage white), 4551 nucleotides. RefSeq lists its product as uncharacterized. The record is from RefSeq and is a predicted model, not a curated record. Gene Ontology annotation, molecular function: protein binding. Gene Ontology annotation, biological process: centriole replication; regulation of cytokinesis; centrosome duplication. Bases 486 to 2942 code for a protein of 818 amino acids. Gene Ontology annotation, cellular component: centriole. The transcript is spliced from 6 exons. NCBI's taxonomy places the organism in Eukaryota, Metazoa, Arthropoda, Insecta, Lepidoptera, Pieridae.